AUGUCUCUCAAAACUAGCUACAAACUUCCAGAAAUCCGCAUUAACAGCCAUGGCGAGUCCUGCAUGUUACAUGGAGGAAUGCCAUCCCUUCCCUUUCAGGUACUGUUUCUAGAACUGAGGAAACUAGAAAACCUUUCCGAGGACAAUGUUUUCGAAGUUGAAUGGUUGAUAAAGCUAAUAGGGGAUCUUAUAGAGGCUGUUUUCGUUUGGAUUUCAAAUAACAAAGAGUUCUGGGAUACUAAUGUGGAUAUGACCGAAGAUCAUCCUCUCGCUUUCAAACAGUUUGUUUUGGAUGUGCAAUUUCUUGUGGAAAUCACGAAGUACGGAGGGUACUUCUCCAACAAUCCUUUUUUUCUCAUGAAUCUCAUGAAAUCAGCCUUUUUUUCAGCUGGACUAAAUCCUAGAAGAGAUGUCAACGACGAUGCAUGGGCUAUAGAUGCUGCUGCUGAAACAAUCCAAAAGUUGUUGGAGAUUGAGAAGGAACAAGAGCAUGUCAGUGUAGAAGAAGCAGAGGAACAACCCAAUAAUGUGGCCGACUCUUUUCAGGAGGAUGCUAGAAGCUGUCUAGAGGGUUCUGCGAAAUCAGAGGAGCAUGAAGUAGCCUCAUAUGACACAGAAGUUUCCAUUAAUGCUGAAUCAGCGUCUUUGAAUAGAUCUCACUCUUUUGAGGAAGAUGUUACAAGUUCUUUAGAGGAGGAUUAUGUGAAACUAGAGGAGGGUGCAAUAGCCUCAUAUGAUCAACAAGUUGACUUCAAUGCUGAAACAACCUCGUCACUGGAAGCUGAACCGAGUGAAUCAAAGUAUGCUACUGACAAUUCUGAGAAUGAUGCUGCAAAUCCUUCAGAAGAUCAUAUGCAAUUAGAGGAGGACAUGACAACCAUAUACAAUCCACAAUUUAAUGCAGAAACAGUAUCACCGAGUACAGAAUCUUGUGCUCUUGGAUUAUCUGCCAAUUUUUCAGAUGUGGAUGGAAAUUACAGUGACGGAACUGCCACAAUUGUGACUGAUACCUCCUUAGAGUCUCCAAAUACUGGUCUGGGAAGUGAAUCCAACAAGCCAGUUGAUGUGUUAGAGACCAUUGAAGAAACAAAUGAAUCAACAGUAGUGUUGCCUAUGCAUAACAUGGAUGAGGCCUCCAAGAUGAAGGUCCCUGAUGAGGAGGGAACUCGCAUUCAGUCUGAACCCUCCGAGCAGGUAUUGAACAAUCUAUAAGAUGGAGCGACGGUUGAGUUGUCAAAGCCUGGAGAUACUCCUGACUUCCUGAGGAAAACUUGGUUACACUGCCAUACCAAUACACAACAGAAAGAGGACUGAUGCAGUUCUUAUGGUAUGCUGUGACACUGUACAACCUGUAGAAUUCAGUAAUUGUGGUUGUAACCAUUUGUCAGAUGAUAGUGACUUCUAAAAUUU
This is a messenger RNA of Fragaria vesca subsp. vesca, 1410 nucleotides long. RefSeq lists its product as uncharacterized. Gene Ontology annotation, cellular component: exocyst. Gene Ontology annotation, biological process: Golgi to plasma membrane transport; exocytosis; intracellular protein localization. Bases 1 to 1212 code for a protein of 403 amino acids. The transcript is spliced from 4 exons. Lineage: Eukaryota; Viridiplantae; Streptophyta; Magnoliopsida; Rosales; Rosaceae. The record is from RefSeq and is a predicted model, not a curated record.